This is a messenger RNA of Trichomonas vaginalis G3, 1008 nucleotides long. RefSeq names its product STKc GSK3 domain-containing protein. NCBI's taxonomy places the organism in Eukaryota, Parabasalia, Trichomonadida, Trichomonadidae. Gene Ontology annotation, biological process: signal transduction; protein phosphorylation. The record is from RefSeq and is a predicted model, not a curated record. Bases 1 to 1008 code for a protein of 335 amino acids. Gene Ontology annotation, molecular function: ATP binding; protein serine/threonine kinase activity. The transcript has a single exon. Gene Ontology annotation, cellular component: cytoplasm.
AUGACAGAAAACGCCAAGAGCAUGGAUGACAAAGCAAAGAAAGAAAAACUUCCAAUGCCAAAAUGUCCAGUCAAAGUAGGAAAGGCAUUUAAAUCUGUUAGUGUAAUUGAUCAAGGAUCAUUCGGAAUAGUAUAUCUGGCCAUCGGGCUAAAUGAUGAAACUUGUGCGAUAAAGUGCAUCCCACAAGACCCUAAAAUUCGUAGCAGAGAAAUUAAAGUGAUGUUAAGAUUGCAUCAUCAUAAUUGUGUGAAACUGAGAAGACAUUUUCAGACACAUGAUAAAAAAUACGAUCGAGACGUUGAAAACAUUGUCAUGGAAUAUUUACCAGAAAAUCUUUCAAACUUUGAUAUGAAAUUUGUCAAGAACCAUGAUCACAUUCCUAUUAUUUUAGUCAAAUUGUUUGCUUAUCAAAUGUUCUCCGGACUUAAUCAUAUGCAUACAAUUGGCUACAUUCAUCGCGAUAUAAAAACAUCAAACUUGCUUAUCGAUCCAGAAACAGGCGUUUUAAAGAUAUGCGAUUUUGGUUCUGCAAAAAGGCCUAAGCUUGGUCAAAAUUCAAUAUGUUAUGCUGGAUCCCGAUUAUAUCGAGCAAUUGAGAGUUUCUUACAUUCUGAAACAUGCGGAGCACCUAUGGAUAUAUGGUCUGCAGGAUGUGUUAUAACAAGAAUGUUACGCGGUGUAAAUCCAAUAUUUGCUUCAAGAACCUCCGAAGAAAUGAUCGAUCUUACGAUGAAUAUACUUGGAACACCAACUCCAGAGGAUAUCCAAGAUAUGAAUGUCAAAUUCUCACCAACAACACAAUAUAAGAGAAAACCUCUUCAAAUUUUGCUUCCUUCACAUACUCCAGAUGAUAUUAUUGAUUUACUUAAUAAUAUUUUCGUCUAUUCUCCAAAGAAAAGAUUUACCGCAGCUCAAUGCAUGCAACAUCCUUGUUUCUCUGAGUUAUUCAAGAUGGAUAAGUUGCCAAAUGGUCAUCCAAUGCCACCUCUAGAUGAAGUUCCAAAAUAG